UUACCAUGUAUGAGUGCUGGCCACUGUGGUAGGGAGAGUCAGUUGCCUGGGAGCCCCUGGGAGGUGCGGGCUACUAGUAUGGACGCCGGGCGAGCUAGAUCACUUCUCUAUCCUCUGGGUGGAGCUUUAUUACUGUCUGGCGUGGCUGGAACUAUAUAUUACUACCUCACCAAGAAGGAUGAAGACGAAAUUAAGCUGGUUAAUAUUAAAGCCAACCAGUGGUCAACUGUAAAAGUGCAAGUACCCCUUAGUUCUGUUGGACUUGUCAUUGGACGACAUGGCUCAAACAUAAAGUUGAUUCAGGAACGUACAAACACAAAAAUAAAUUUCAGCGAUGAAGAAGUGGAUGGACAUCGAACAUGCAUCAUUAGAGGCUCAGAAGAAAACAUUACUGUGGCGCAAAAAUUAGUCAUCAAGGCUAUAAAUGAUCAGCCUGUGAUUGAGACUACAGAAAUGUUGGUUCCCAUUAUAGCUGUUGGACGAAUAAUCGGUAGAAAUGGAGAUGUCGUUCGUAACAUAUCUCACUCAAGUGGUGCAAAGGUUAUUGUGGAGAGAGAGGAAGAUAGAGCUACUACUCAAUGUCCUGGUAAGUGGGUGGUAAUGAAUCUGAUAUAAAGUGAGUUUUUCAGU
Messenger RNA from Cherax quadricarinatus, 630 nucleotides. RefSeq names its product tudor and KH domain-containing protein homolog. Gene Ontology annotation, biological process: regulation of gene expression. NCBI's taxonomy places the organism in Eukaryota, Metazoa, Arthropoda, Malacostraca, Decapoda, Parastacidae. The record is from RefSeq and is a predicted model, not a curated record. Gene Ontology annotation, cellular component: cytoplasm; nucleus. Gene Ontology annotation, molecular function: mRNA binding.